AUGGUGUGGCGAUUCUCUUGCCGGCUGCGACGGAGAGCAGCUUGCCUGGCCGCCGUCUUUGUGUGGGCGACGACGCAGAUUCUCCUCGUCAGCCACGUGGCGGAAACCUCACCGCCCUGGAGACCGAGGAAGACACGUGCCGACUUGUCCUGGGGUCAAUAUGGCCUUUGGGCAAUGUGGAGUACGCUGACAUCUUUGGGUGCCCGCAACAUCAUUACGGUGUUGCAGGGGAUGCUGCCUCAGCUGGCCAACACCACCUUCUAUUUUUCCGCCGCAGACUUCCCGGCUGUGGAGGGGCUCGUGGCUCUUACGAUCGACGACGGCAUUUGUCGAGGCGGCAACUGGUCAGCCUCACUCCUUCCAGAGGUCCUGGAGCUGCUGGCCGGCAGCUCUGCAAAAGCCACCUUCUUCCUGAGCUCCCACUACGUUCGGCCAAAGGACCUUAGGAGGCUGGUCUCUCACGGACACGAGCUGGCGAACCACAUGCCCGAGGACCGAGAAUAUGCCUCGUGGCCAAUGGAAGAGUUCCGGGAAGCCCUGGACGAGACGGACGCAGUGCUGCGACCAUUUAUGCGAGCGGAUGCACGCCAUUGGUUCCGCGCCCCCCAGGCGCGGCUUACAUCUGAUAUGGCCGUCGUUUUGCAGGCCAGAAAUAUGUCCCACGCCCUCGGAGAUUGCUAUGCCGACGACUGGGCCAUUCCUGAUGCUUUGAGGGUGGCCUCAGUUCUCCUGCGCCAGGUGCAGUCUGGAUCGGUGGCGGUCCUUCACAUGCCGCAGCGGGGCUUCAGACAGCACACCUUAGAGGUCUUGCGGCACUUCCUCCAGGGCCUGGCAAAGCGUCAGCUGCGAGCGGUGACGCUGAGCCAGCUUGCCGAUGCCGCGCUGGCAGGGCGUCAGCCAGAGGACCAAAAGUGUCUCAUGCCCGCGUUGCUUCUGUCGUGUUGUUGGCCACGCUUUGUUGCUGAUUUCACUAGCAUCGAUGCAAACAUGGAUUUUGCAGCAAGGGCUGCCCAUUGUUGUCAUCCCAAUUGCCCCUGCUAG
Symbiodinium sp. CCMP2592 is the source of this 1041-nucleotide messenger RNA. Lineage: Eukaryota; Dinophyceae; Suessiales; Symbiodiniaceae. The record is from the annotation of a GenBank genome assembly.